GUUAUCCCGUCUUUGGCCGUCCUUCUCUUCUCUUUACCUCGUCUGUUUAGUUGUAUUCUGCGCGAGAAGUGCUCUCGUCCUUCUCCUCCUCUUCUUCUCCUCCCAAAAGUAGUCUACAUUCCACUACUUCGCCCGCUUUGUUGUCCUCCUCCUCCUUCCUUAUCAUCUCCUCCUCGCAGCAAUGAUCGCCUCCUACGCGUUCAUCUCCCAUUCUCCCUCAACCUACCCCCAUCGCGAGCCCGAAAUCGACAACGCGCCUCUUGCCCGUCGCAAGCGCAGACGCACCUCGCCCAACGAGCUCCAGAUCCUCUACUCCGAGUUUGAGCGCUGCGCCAAACCGCCCCGUCAUGUCCGGCAAGACAUUGCUGAGCGUGUUGGCAUGACCGAGAAGGCUGUCCAGAUCUGGUUCCAGAAUCGGCGACAGUCCUCCCGUCGGGCGCUGCAACAACAAAAGAAGCCAAGGAACCAGCGACCCGCGCCCGCGUCCGCCUCGUCAUCUCUCUCGAGCGUCCCCGACUCUUCCUCGCCCGCCUCGCUCUCCGAGUCGCGCUCUUCUCAACCUUCGUCCUCCUCCCCCGGCCCAGAGUCGCCCUCCUCAUCCGCAUCCGCCUCACAUCUAGCGUACCUCCCCUUCCCGCAAGCAGACUCCUCCUCCUCCCCCGCCGUCCCGCGCUCGAUGCCGAUCUCUCUGCCUCCCAUUUCUCAGGCAAAGGGCGUGCUCACUCCUUCCAGCGCCUCAUUCACAAACGUCAUGUCCAUGGCCGCCAUCACCCACGCCACACCUUCUGCAUCCACGCCGACCGAGCCUGCCAUUCCCAACGCCCUCGCCGCCUCCACCGCUGACAAAGUGCAGCUGCCGCCGCUGCGAUCUGCCGUCGCUUCUUCCAAGUCUGCUGCCCCGCCUUCAAAUUUGCGGUUAGCCAUGUCUGUUGACGGAAAGGCCAAGGUCGUCUUUGGCGAACUAGACGGCGACAAGAGCAUAAAAGAGGAGUCUAAUGGCAAAGAGAAUCUCGCUGCUAUUUCCGCCCCCACCACCACCGCAUCUACCACCACCUCAUCUGCCGUCGAGACCUCGACCCCUACUCUACCCUCCGUCGCCUCAUCAGUCGCGAUGAUGACCACGCAGUCCGACCCUGCCAUCUCUGAAUACGAGUGUGUGCAGAACCUGCUGCAGCUGCGACGAGGCACUUGGAUCUAAAACCACGCAUUGAAUCGUGUACUUUUUUCUGUCUUUCUCAAGCAUGUCUUUCUCAAGCAUCGAGCAUAAAAAAGCAGAACCCUGGUGUUUGCCUGUAUUUUCUGCACUUCUGUUUUUUUUGGUUUGACGUUUUUGUUGUCGUUCUUGUUCGUUUAUAUGAUAUCACGUCGAGUGUACGAAAGUGUGUAGCAGUAGUAUUCUAUGUUUCCGUUUAGACAUUUCAUUUCUCCAUCCUUUUUGUUAUUCACAGGCAAUUGACCAACAAAUUGUCUUUUCCUCUACCGUUUGUUUGUUUUUUGGUGUCUACAGUUAAUCGUCUAAUUAAACGCAUCUCUUUACUUUAACAUCUCUAAUCAGGCGCAUUGACGCUUCUUCAUCCCACGUGACUUCCCGGCUGGGCUGGCUGCCUCCUCGAGCCGCGUCUCGCCUGAAGUUCGACGGUAA
Messenger RNA from Myxozyma melibiosi, 1642 nucleotides. RefSeq lists its product as uncharacterized. The record is from RefSeq and is a predicted model, not a curated record. The coding region runs from base 182 to 1198 and encodes 338 amino acids. The transcript has 2 exons. Gene Ontology annotation, biological process: cell differentiation; regulation of transcription by RNA polymerase II. Lineage: Eukaryota; Fungi; Ascomycota; Lipomycetes; Lipomycetales; Lipomycetaceae. Gene Ontology annotation, molecular function: DNA-binding transcription factor activity, RNA polymerase II-specific; RNA polymerase II cis-regulatory region sequence-specific DNA binding.